AUGGGAUCGAAAUCCUCACCGUCCGAUAUCAUCAAUCUCAAAUUAAUUCUUGUUAGUGGCAGAACAGCUGAGUUUCAAUUUCGACCAACAACAACUGCAUCUGAUGUAGCUAAAUAUGUGUUUGAAAACUGGCCCGAAGAUUGGGGAAAUGAACAAAGAGUUGAUCGUUACGAAGUAUUAAGAUUAAUCUAUCAAGGACGAUUUCUUCAUGGUAAUGUCACAUUAGGCGCACUUCGUCUUCAGCAAGGCAAAACAACUGUGAUGCAUCUUGUUCCACGUGAGAAUCUUCCUGAAUCAACCAAUGGCGAUCAAAAACGUAAACAUAAACAUGACACGAAUCAAGAGCGAACAGCUGAUCACUCCCAGAAUGCAACGUCACCGCAUCGAUCAGACACAACAAGUCCAAAUUCAUCCACACCCGGGUGCUGUGAAGGAUGUAGAGAUGAAGUCGACAUAAUCUCACAUCGUGAGCAAAGAAAGCGUACUACCUAUUAUCCGCCUCGUCGAAUUUUGAUGUCUAAUGAUCAACAGCGGCAAGAUGCGGAAAAUCAACUACAAAAGGAAAUGGAAGGUAUGGACGAUGGCGAACGAUUGGAGUAUAUAAACAAGUUAAGCACCACGGUUUUUGAUGAAAUUAUCGAGAAGAAAAAUGGCGAGCCAUCCAAAUGGCAAAGUUAUUGGGAGAAAGAUGAAAAUGACGUCGAACACUGGACAAAAAAAGACAUUCGUCGUGAUCCUGUCAAAGGUUUACUGACCGCCGUUGAAGAUGGUGAUCUCGCGCGUGUUCAACAAUACAUCACUCGUGACCGAUCAUUACUCAAUGCACGAGAUUCGGAUGGUUACACCGCAUUGCACCGCUCAGCGAACGGAAAUCAGUUGAAAAUCUGUGAAUAUCUACUUGAAUCAGGUGCAGAUAUCCACGCAGUUACGGACGAUAAAUGGACCGCAUUGCACUGUGCCGCCUUUUGGAAUAAUUAUGAAAUAGCUUCUCUAUUAUUACAAAAUGGUAUCGAUAUAAAUAGUCAGACAAAUGGUGGACAAACAGCAUUACAUUUAGCUGCAUCGCAACGAAGCAAUCGAGAAGUCAUUCAACUGCUUCUUAUGCAUCCAUUCAUAAAUGUAAAUAUUGAAAAUAAACUAAAUGAAACCGCGGCUACAAUUGCCAAACGUUCCAGUUCGGUUCAUUGUCUAUUUGAUUUAUAUACAGAUGCAUUGACAAAAUUAAAAUAA
This is a messenger RNA of Adineta ricciae, 1230 nucleotides long. The record is from the annotation of a GenBank genome assembly. Lineage: Eukaryota; Metazoa; Rotifera; Eurotatoria; Adinetida; Adinetidae.